AUGGCUCAACAAGAACAGCCCGCCCCCGAUGUAGGGCGCGUCGACAGGAUCCUCAACUAUUUACUCGGCAGACCCCAACAACCAGAAGACGCAGCGAUUCACCCCAUCUUCAUCCCACAAGCAGCCGGCCCGGAAAUAGAUGCAGCCAUCGAAAGAGUCAAUCGAACUGCCGAGCUUGUGGAAAGAUUAACACCAUACGAUGUAGACACAGCUGUGGCCUAUCUGGACGUACGUAUGUACGGUCAAAAGAUCACAGACCGGUACAGAGCACAGUGCGCCACACUGCUCACACAGGAAAUGGACAGGCAGGGUUUGCACAACAUCCGGCGCCGUAAACCUAUCAUCACCGAGGCCAUAGAGAUCCACAUACGAGAACGAAUACGGACAGAACUUAGGUGGCGAUUCGAUGAUAUAGAAGCUGUCAACAAAUUCAACGGCGCGAUCGAAGGCACGGUUGAGAGGCGCCAUCCCUGGUUCUACUGGAAAACUGAACGCACUCAGUUAGCCGGUUCUUUAAACAUCCUCGGGCCCUGGCAAGACGACUCAUCAUUCAGACUAUCUCAUAUUCUAGCACCCGUGGCCCUGACGGUCGGAGCAAAUAUCGGUGUGGCAGCCGUUGGUUGGGGCAUAUACCAACUGGUGAAACGACUCACUUCCCCUCACUCUUGCGGACAGAUAGCUUGUUAUACUACCCUAAACACAGUUUUACAACACUUGCCGCUUACGCAAAACGGCAUCAACCCCAAUCCACAGCAGAAUAUGACCAUUAUCGAUCGUUGCUACAAGCAUAUCCGAAAAUUCCUCUGCCAUCCGACGCCUUUUAGCCGAGCAGAGUACAUUGCAGAGAUACAUGAUCCAAGUGCUCGAAGGCUAUACGCAGAAGCAGCCGGAAGGAUGGAUAUCGGUGAUCCAGUCCUGGCUUCCGUCACGCCUUUCACAAAGAUAGAGAAAGUAAAGGCGACGAAGUAUAAAGCUCCGCGCAUGAUUCAGGGGGGAUAA
Messenger RNA from Parnassius apollo (apollo), 999 nucleotides. The record is from the annotation of a GenBank genome assembly. Lineage: Eukaryota; Metazoa; Arthropoda; Insecta; Lepidoptera; Papilionidae.